Messenger RNA from Oreochromis niloticus (Nile tilapia), 8336 nucleotides. RefSeq names its product leucine-rich repeats and calponin homology (CH) domain containing 1 (gene lrch1). The transcript is spliced from 20 exons. Gene Ontology annotation, molecular function: protein binding. NCBI's taxonomy places the organism in Eukaryota, Metazoa, Chordata, Actinopteri, Cichliformes, Cichlidae. The record is from RefSeq and is a predicted model, not a curated record. Gene Ontology annotation, cellular component: cytoplasm. Bases 254 to 2440 code for a protein of 728 amino acids.
GUAACAUUGGCCUGGUCGGUGUACUAUUUUGAAAUCUUUCCCCCGGAUGUCGCACCCUCCAACAGAGACGCUUGACGACACGCGCAGACCUCCAGGCAGACGCGGCGGCGACAAUCACGGACUCAGAACGCGCGGCACGGCCACGGACGUCUGUGAAGUCAGUGUCCCGCUGUUUGCCUGAACGUAGCUAACCCCGCCCGCUCUCUCGGACAUAACCGAUACACGGACACGCGCAGCGGAGAGGCGGAAAAUUAUGGCGACGUUGGGACCGGAGUCGGCUCGCCCCCCUCUGGGUUCUUCUCCGUUAGUCCAGGCUCACAUCGGCAGCGCCAACCUGCCUCCCAACCGGGGCUUGGAGCGGGCGCUGGAGGAGGCGGCGGCCAGCGGCGUCCUCAACCUCAGCUGCCGAAAACUAAAGGAGUUUCCCCGGACAGCAGCCAACCACGACCUGUCGGACACGGUGGAAGCAGACCUAUCAAAAAACCGACUAACCGACGUCCCCUCAGAGGUAUGCCAUCUGGUUGCCUUGGAAACACUAAACUUGUACCACAACUGCAUCAGGUCCAUCCCAGACAGCAUCAUCAGCCUGCAGUCGCUCACCUCCUUAAACCUCAGUCGUAACCAGCUGGGCUCCCUGCCGGCCUGCCUGUGCGGUUUACCUCUGAGAGUCCUCAACGCCAGCAACAACAAGCUGGUCAGCCUGCCCGAGACCAUUGGACAACUGCAGAGCCUCAUGGAGCUGGACAUCAGCUGCAACGAGAUCACAGCUCUUCCUCGUCACAUCGGCAGACUCAAAGCUCUGCGCGAGCUAAACGUGCGCCGAAACCUUCUCUGUGUCCUGCCAGAAGACCUGGCUGAUCUUCCCCUGGUGAAGUUUGAUUUCUCCUGUAACAAAGUGUCCACCAUCCCAGUGUGUUACAGGAAGAUGAAACAGCUCCAGUCUCUCCAGUUAGAAAACAAUCCACUGCAGAGUCCACCCGCACAGAUCUGUAUAAAGGGCAAAGUUCACAUAUUCAAGUAUCUGAGCAUUGAGGCGUGUCGCAGCGAGAAGAUGCCUGACUCUCUCUACCUGCCUGUCAUGGGGCGAAUCAACUUAUCAAGGCCCACCACUGGCAGUGUGGAAGACAUGGAGCAGCAGAAGAAGCAGGACAGUGACUCAGGAGUCGGCAGCGACAACGGAGACAAGAGACUGUCUGCUACUGAGCCGUCAGAUGAAGACAGUCUGAGCCUUAAUGUGCCGAUGAGUCACAUCACAGAGGAGGGAAUCGGCAAAGACGACUCGAGUGAACACAUCAGCUCUCUGACAGCAGACCCAAACUCUGACUCGGUGCAACUGAUUGAGGAGAGCCCUACGGAAGCCCUGAGAGACCAGAACAGAGACUCUUCUCUCAGCACUCGCUUCAUCAACUACAUCAAGGGUAGGACGGCAGCAGACUUCGACGAGCCCCUCAGGAUAGAAGAAGACUCUCACUGGUCAACAGAACAAACGUCAAAAGUCACAGGGGGCACAGAGCUCCACAUUGACAUGAUCAACCAGCUAAAAGAGGCUGUGGAACUGCUGCAGGACCCCAGCAGGGUGAACACAGAGGAAGAUUUGUCUGGAGUCCAGCUCUAUCCAGUGGAGAUGGUCACAGUGGACGAGUCACUCAAUGGGCAGGACAGUGAUGACGGCGCCACAACACCAAAGCAGCACAUGGAUGAAGGUGGCUGUGAGUUCCAGAGGAAGAGACAGAUGAUUCUAGAAAAGGCCAGGUUUGAAGCCCAGCUUGCGUGCCGGGAGUAUGAGUGGCAUAUGUCGAUCAAGCGAAAUGACAGAUCUCCAGUGAGCGGACCUCCAUCCUUCUCCAGCCCACCCUUUGGACUGAAACCUCGUUCGGCUCCACCCUCGCUGCCCUGCUCGCCCCCGCCUUCCUGUCUCGACCCCUCCCUCCUCCCACAGGCCUCGCCCCUCCAUAGAGAUACACCUCGUAGCCAUGACGACGGAGGCAAUCACAGCCGGGUGUUCCUGCGGAGCCACAAGAGCCUGGAGUCUGUGGAUCCUCAGUUCACCAUGAGAAGAAAGAUGGAGCAGCUGCGGGAGGAACUGGAGCUCAUGGAGCAGCUGAGAGAUAGCAUCGAGAGCAGACUGAAGGUCGUCCUUCCUGAAGACCUUGGUUCGUCUCUGAUGGACGGCGUCGUGCUCUGCCAUCUGGCCAAUCACAUUCGCCCGCGCUCUGUCGCCAGCAUCCACGUCCCCUCACCUGCAGUGCCCAAACUCAGCAUGGCCAAGUGUCGGAGGAAUGUGGAGAACUUUCUGGAUGCCUGUAGAAAAAUAGGUGUACCAGAGGACAAACUGUGUCUUCCUCACCACAUCCUGGAGGAGAAAGGCCUGGUCAAAGUGUGCAUCACGGUGCAGGCUCUGGUGGAUGAGGCCUCCCCCAGACACUCUGCCCAGACGUGAGCAGCAAAGAUGGGCGGAGCUUCAACCGACUGACAUGUACCACAGACACACACCCAGAUCAAAUCGCUGAUGUGAUUUCACACAACGCUAAAAAAAGCCUCCGAUCCUUCAUGAACAUAAGUAACAGAGUGUUUUUUUGUUUUGUUUUGUUUUUUAAAAUAGUAUUCAAGGAUAAAAAUGGUGUUAAGGGAACUAAACCCAUCAGAAGUGUAUUAUCUACUAAUUCAUAAGAGGACAGUUUUUUGGACAAUUAAGAUUUUACCAUCGUGCCAAGCCAAGGGUGUGCUAGAAAACUCGAAUUAUCGGGGGGUUUUUUGUUUGUUUGUUUGUUUUAUGUCAUCUUCUUACACUGGUUGGUACCAUACUUUUGAACCAUGAAGACCACUGUGACAGAAAGUGAAAUUGGAUUUUGACAGUAGAACCAGAAAAGUUUGGGGAAAAUAUCACAAAUAACGUGAGAGAAAAGGCUCAAACUUUAGAAAAUGUCAUAAUAAAUUAUACAAAAUAUAGAUUUAUUCUUUUGAAAUAAUGAUUUUAUAAUUCUUCCAUUCAAUUAUUUACCUCAAUUUUCUUUUUUUAAUACAACUUAAUUGGUACAUUCUUUAAAAAAAAAAAAUGCAUCUUUUCUCUCAAAAUCAAUGUUUUCUUUCUCUGACUGUGGCUCUGGUAAUGUGUUGUUUUAAAUCCACGAUUGAACUCUAAAUUGCGAGCGGAUUGGCUGGAGCCAAAGCCUUUAGCGUACUGCAGUCGCACCAACUUCACCAGGUUAUAUCAUGCUGUCUAUGCACACGUUAGCAAAUGAUUUUUAUUAAAUUAUCAGUUAUGUUUCUACAGAUUUUUUUUUUCCUACUGAGGUUUCUGGUGAAGUGUUUUUGGACUGUGUGAGUAAUUAGUGUGUUGCUCUCACUACCCUGAAAAGAAUAAAACCAAAAUACUUUAGUCUUAAUGUAGAGGGAGUCGGCUGAAACCUGCAGUUUGUAUUUAAACACGAAACUAUUUAUAAUAUAAAGAGAUGCAGAGAAAAGCCGCUUGAGUUGUUGUAUACAGUCAAAAAAAAAGAAGGCCAAAAUAUUUUUCUCUAAUAUAUUUUAGGUAUAACUGUAUGUGUUUUAUACAUUUUUAGUAGUAUGACUUUGUGUGGAGCUCAUCCAUGAGGCAGGUCUGAGUGUGCAUUAGUCUGGGGACACUAAUCUGUGUUUCUCAAGCUUCUGAUGGAUUAAAGUCCAGGUGAUUAUUUUGUUACCCUCCAUCCUUUUACGUGUGUUGGUAGUCAGCGCUCACAUAAGGAACCUGGAAACGUUUUCGGACUUGGUCCGUGAAGCUACUACUUAUUGUGGUAUUUGUCAUGAGAUGCAAUUUGCUAAUGUGCCAAAACAUGUGGUGGUAGUGGAACAAAUGAACAAACAAAAGCAAAAACCAGUCAGUGUGUCAAGGGAACAUUAUGCAUCACUGUGGUCAUGGAUGAAUUACUGAACAGGCCUACAGGCACAGCUACAGGGACCCACGGUCAGGGUGGCCCAGCUCAGAGCCCCAAUUUGAAGGGAUCAGCUAAUUUCAUCUGGAACAUUUAAAAAAAAAAGAAAAGAAAACACAGACCCAGGGUGACUACAAAGAGAUAAAAAUCAGCUACAAAAGGUCACAAAACAACCAACGAAAAAAUGGUAAUAACAGUGACUCACCAUAACACCAUAACUACAAAGAGACAAAAAAAGAAUGCAAAGAAACAAAACCAAAAGUACCCACAAAAAGAUAAAAAACAGACUCCUCAUAACUACAAAGAGACAAAAGACAACUACAAAGAGACAUGACUACAACCAGACAAAACAAAAACUACCCGCAAAGAGACACAAAACAGACUCAACAUGACUACAAAGAGACACAAAAUAACAAAAAUCUGCAUCUGUAGAGACUAAGAGAAGGAAAAACAACAGAUGGUCACACCACAACAACAAAGAGACAGAAACUAACCAAACCAAAAAAAACAACCACAAACAAACAAACAAGCUUUAUUUGUCACAUACACACAUCAUACAGAGUACAACAUGCAGUGAAAUGUUUUGUGUCCGAGCUGCGAACAGGCUGCAGACGUAGCUGCGCCAUUCCAGGGCUUGUUUUUUUAGCAUGGGCGGUCUAGCCAGGACCCUUACUGUAUAGUUUGGAGCAGGAUUCGAAAACCAGUGAGACACAACAAGUGACUACAAAGAAACUGCAAAAAACACCACAGAGAAACACUGCACUAAUACACACAAAACGACUUUAAGAGACAAAAAAUAGACAACAUCCAUGAGGACAAACAAACUGACCAAAAAAAAACCCCCCAUUAUAUAUAGACUAGAGGCUCUGGAUGACGUCACUCUCCACUGUAGAAGGGGUCUGUGCCCGGGGCCCUGUUGUUGAGUAAUAUGUCUAUGUCUGAGCUUCAGGCCUCGUAGACCACCCGAAACUGUAUGUGACUUUUAUAUUUCAGGUGAAGUGUGUGUGAAGAUGAGAUUUUCAUGUAGCCAUCACCCUGGCUCAGACAGUCUCAGCUAGUUAAGACUCUUUACCAUUUUUUUUGUUUUUUAACUAAAACACUAUGUUUAAAAAAAACAUCCCUAGGUUUAAAAACUUGAGUCUAAUGAGGUUUUUGCUGCUUAGCAGUCAAUUUGAAGAUGUUAAAAUGAAAUGCUCCUCUGUUGAACAGUUGAGCACAUGAGGGGCUCAUGAGUGAACUGGUUCUACCCUCUGAGGUUUAGGUCAGAGCUGUUGGUGUGUGAGAUCAGAGACUGUGUGACUCAGGGUAGGUUUGGGUUUACUUCACUGUUGGCCCUUCAUUCCACAGCCUGCUAUGUCAACAGUAUCAGUGUGUGUGUGUGGGUAUGAGUGCAUGUGAAAUCAAGGCAGUUGCUGGUUGGUCUUUUGAAACAUGUGGUUGUGCAGACCUGGUUCAGACUGAGAUUUUAAGGGGGUAGUAGGAAGUAUUAUUUUGAAUAACAUUAUUAUGGACUUUGAUCAGCCUCUGCUGUGUGAUUGCAUUUAUACACAACAGUUAUGUUGUACUGUUUGGCAGAUUUACUUAUCAGACAAGUGCUGGACUUGUUUCUGAAACUAAGGUUUAUGCAAUGAAGCAAGUUUAACAAAGCUACUUUUUCUUUGCAUUAGCUGGCUCGGCAAAACCUGAAACCACAGUCAUCACAUAUCACAACACUGGUUAUCAGCGUCCUGGGUUAACACCGGCUGCUUCAGGCUCCAGAUGUGCUAGCAUAAAAGUGAAUGUGGGACACCUGAUUUGACUGUUUUUAUUCACAAAAUAAACCAACCACCUACUGCCUACUGCAGUCUUAUCCAGGAAUGUACAGGAUAUAAAAUAAAUGACCAGUUAGUUAUAUGUUUAGUAUAAGUUACCCUGGUCAUUAGACCAGAUUUUUAAAAAGGGCUGCACUUGAGACAUUCGCUAACCCGUCAAUUUGGCUUUGUAGUGCACAGCCUAAAAACCAGUUAGUCAAGUUUAAGUAUUUAUAAUAUCUGACAGAAUGAAGAAAUGUAGGAGAAGGGUUCACCUUCUGAGAUUCAUUCCAGGCAGAAAAUUCCAAAUCUGUCUUUCUCAGUCUUAGUCCAGGUGAAAAAAAAAUAUUGCACAUCUCUAAGGUAAGAAGUGAAGACUGUACCAGCACAGAGCAGUAACACUGACAAAAGCUUGGUUUAAAAAAAAAUAAAAGGCUGGACUAUAGCGGUGCAGAAAAGUUGAACUGCCAAAACGGUGUUUUAUCAUAAAUCUUCUUACUGCCCCUUUAAAACAAGCAUUACAUUAUGUUUUCCUCCUAAAUGCCAGAAUGUCACCACAUGAAGCGUCUAACACUCUUUAACCAGCAGGCUUGUAUGAAUGAGGGAUUAAGAUUUUUUUUUUUUUUUUUAAUUGUUUGUUGUUGUUUUUUCCUGUGCAGCUUGGAAUCCAAAGCUUGAGCUACUUAAAGAUUCAGCAGUAAUUAGAAAGAACUCCAUAAUAAAUAGAUAAAUGCUUCCACUGGAUAGAUUUGACAGUUGCCAAAACAAACCCUUUUCUCUCCUGUGAUAAAACAUAAAGGAUUUAUUGUAAAUGUGCUGUAUGCCUGUGUACAUAUUAUUUAUCACAAGGAUUUUCUAAUAUUGAAUUUGUUUGUUCAUGUACUGUAUAUUUCACCAUGAAACACUCACAUUAGCAAACAUUAGCACUUGCUCCUCAUAACAAUAAUCUAUACAUUCAUGGGUUUUUUCACCUUUUUUUCCCAACGCUUUGGGCAGCUUGGUGAAAAAAAAAUAAAGAAAAUAAAAAGCUCAGUGUUAUUUUUACCUAGGGAUUACAUUUCGUAAAACAAAAACAGACCAUAAUUUAUUCAUCAAUAAAUCAGUUUUACUGCCACUUAUCUGUGCCACAUGGGCAGCAGCCACCAGCUGCUAGCUUAUCUAGAGGGAGACCGAGGGGUUCCCAGGCCAGUCAAAAGACAUGAUCUCUUAUUUUUGUCCGAUGUCCUAAUCAUCUCAGCUGGUUUACGUUUCUGCAGGGGGAAAAAUUACUCAGAGCGUUUCUGAUUGACUGAGUUCUGUGUUUAAGGGAGAGCCCAGACAUCCAUCAGAGGAACCUCAUUUCUGCUGCUUGUAUCAAUGAUGUUGUUCCUUCAGUUGCUGCCCUGAGUUGAUGAACAGGGUAAGAAUGUAAUCAUUCGUCCCUACAAUGAGUUUUAGCAACUGUGGAUCAGGGUGCCAGUUCCCCUACUGCUCACUUUCAACCAGCCCACAAAGUACUGAAUGGGGUGCCACUCCCUACUGGGAGUGCCAUCACUACUGGGGCCCUACUGCGGCUACAGCCCCUGAACCCCUCUCUCAGUUGAGUUAAUUGGUCUGAUGGCUUCUUCUUCGUAGGGGUGUUUUAAAUCAUUCUUAGCCUGUCACCCUCACCCAGGACCAAUUUGCCUUGGGAUGACCCUACCUGAGAUCACACAGGCAUGCAUACCCCUCCACCCCGCAAUAAGUUGUUGAUUCAUGCAGGGAAACAUGCUUAUUACAUUCUUAAUAUCAAUGUAAUAAAUAAUAAAUAUAACACAGUACAGUGAGAAAACUACCACUAUGAGGAUUAGCAUGUCGGCUUUAGCUGUGACAUAAGUAACAGAGCCGGAUGAUUCCAGUUUGCUUAUUUUGAAUCUGUGUCUGCAUUUCUUCACAUAAUCAUGCCGUUUUCCACAGAUGUGUGCACAUCAUGUCACAGCGUUUUGGGAAAAAGCAAUAAAACCAAACUGGCUGCUUCCCCGACAGAAUCUGCACUUUAAACUUGUAUUUAUAUCUUUGUUUUGGCAACUGAGCAAAUCUGAAGUCACCUUUGAAAAUGAGAUGGAGAGUUAAAGGGCCAGUGUGGUGGGGUUUACCGGGAGCUAUUAGUAGAAAUGUAAUAUUUACUUGUGUUAUUAUAGGUGUAUGAUCACCAUCAAGUGUGAGAUCAGAAGGAACAAACCAAACACUGUCUCUUAAGAGGGCUAAAGAGUGGCGAUGCCACUAAUUCCUACACACUGAUCCUUUAAGGUUCCAAACGUGACGCUGUUGUAAAAUAUGUAAAUGUGUGCCUGCUGAACCUAAAGCAGUGUUUUUUUGUUUUAAUGUUUCAUCUUUUGUACAAAUCUUUUGUCCAGAAACAGCCUGUACUCACAUUUUUGUACUUUGACUGGGAGCACAUUUAUUUUUUAUGUGACUUAUUUUCAGGUUUGUUGAAAUUUGGAUGUAAUAUACCCUUUUGUAACACUUUGUGAACCUUUGUGUAAUUUUUGUUGUACAGCAACUCAAAUCUACAUGCAUGAAUAGUCCCUGUAACGUCGCCUUAACUGCUGUGAAUACUGUAUAUACUGUACUGUAUUUCACUUUAUCAGUAAAGACCUCACCUGAAACAAAA